Molecule: messenger RNA, 786 nt
Organism: Hibiscus syriacus
Lineage: Eukaryota; Viridiplantae; Streptophyta; Magnoliopsida; Malvales; Malvaceae
Product: transcription factor MYB15-like
Exons: 4
Coding region: 1-786 (261 amino acids)
Source: RefSeq, a predicted model, not a curated record
AUGGAGAAGCUGGUGAGAGGCCUCUUCUAUGAUAAAAAUGGAUUAAGGAAAGGUGAAUGGAGUUCUGAAGAAGAUCAAAAACUAACAUCUUAUAUCCAGAGACACGGUUAUCGGAACUGGCGUCUUCUUCCUACAUUUGCUGGUCUUAAAAGGUGCGGAAAGAGUUGUAGGUUAAGAUGGAUGAAUUACCUACGGCCUGAACUAAAACAUGGAAACUUCACUGAAGAAGAAGAUGCAUUGAUCAUCAAAUUACAUGCACAAUGUGGAAGCAGGAUGUCCACCAUCGCUAAAAGUUUACCUGGAAGAACGGACAGUGAAAUAAAAAACCACUGGCACUCUCAUCUAAAGAAGCGUACACAGGGAAAUACGACAGCAUCUGAUGUGAAAGAUACCUCUAGUUCUCAAAGUGAAGCCAUCGAGAAUUCUGAAGGUGAAACUGAAAGCAACCUUAUUGAUACUCCAGCCAACAUGAUCUUAGAGAGUUCACCUGUGUCCCCAACUACUGAACUGUCCUCCUCCAUCUCCGGCGGUGGAUCUAUGUCUGGCUUAAAUGUUACUGAGGGUACAGAAUAUACUACUUAUCUUCCUUCUUCAGAAAUAUAUGAAGCUCAAAGCAGCGGAGAUUUCUGGAGUGAGCCCUUUUUUGAAGACAAUAUCUACGACUAUAACCAAGAUGUUGGUAACAGGUCAUUCUUGGAAAAGGGUGGAUUUGAGCUGCCAUUGCCUUUUGACGACAUCUAUUUUGAUGGUUAUGCUGAUUUCCUCUACGACUCGAUGCAACUGUAG